AUGACACACUUGGUCCCAAAGCCACCAAAGCCCGAGCUCCUCCUGGAAUUCAACUCUAGAUUUUCAAAUUCAUCAACAGCCAAAAUUGAAGGAGUAAUAGAUAGUACAACAGCCAACGAUAUCAUUAAUCAAAACGACGUCCAAUUCCCUUCUGCUCAUCGUGUGAAUGUUGGCGGAAGUAUCGUCAACAUCAAAGAGUUUUUUUGGGUUGCUGCCAAGGCGUUUGCUUACAUGAACAUCAACAAGACAUUCGUCAACAAGUUACUUUUACUCAAAAAGACUUAUAAUCACUAUGUACAUUAUUGGUAUGGUCAGAAGUACAGACGAGAAGUGAAAGAGGAAGGUAUCAAUCAGGCAACUGAAGAGAGGAGAAAUGCUUUGGCACGUAGAAAAAGACUUCAGAAAGCUCGAUCUAAACACGCAAAAGAUCACAACUUCUCACCUAGAUACCAGCGUAUCCUGAGUAAGCCUGAGGCUCAUAGCAAUGACGAGUGGUCACCUAAGUUACAAGCCUACAUAGCCAACACUCCUGAAUAUCGCUCUGUUAAAGCUGGGCUCUUUAUACGAAGGGUAGACGAUCACACAUGA
Messenger RNA from Melampsora larici-populina 98AG31, 588 nucleotides. RefSeq lists its product as uncharacterized. The transcript is spliced from 4 exons. The record is from RefSeq and is a predicted model, not a curated record. Lineage: Eukaryota; Fungi; Basidiomycota; Pucciniomycetes; Pucciniales; Melampsoraceae. The coding region runs from base 1 to 588 and encodes 195 amino acids.